UAGUUUUAGACAAUCGUAAAGAAUGGGGAAACGUCCAACUAAUGCCACCAAGGGUGGUAAGUUUAUGAAUCCAACAGAUCAGGCCAGGAAGGAAGCAAGAAGACGAGAGUUAAAGAAGAAUAAGAAACAGAGAAUUCUUGUUAGAAAUGCGGUUCUUAAAGGGAAAAAACCACAAGAAGUCAUCGAAGAACUCGAAAAGGAAAACUUUCGUUUUCACUCGAUUAAUUAUUUUAUUAUGAUAAAGGUGAUGUCUGAGAAGCGUAGGAAGCUGAUGGAGACCUGGGACAGGGUCUACAAGAUGUACGAGAAGGAUGCUCCAGAUCAGUUCGAGGAGGUCAACAAGCAAUGGACAGCUUACCAGGUUAGAAAGAUGGAUGUUAUAAGAUACUAUGAGUCUGUGAUGGCGGCCAAGGAUGUUGAGAUUGAAGGAAUUCCACUGCCUAAUAUGAGUUCAGGAGGACUAGGUGACUGGGAGGAUGAAACAAAUAUACCUUUACCCCCGACUGCGCAGUAUAUACCGAAAUCUGCACUCAAGAAGCCACUGACUGCACAGGAUAGUAUGAAGACCAGAAUGUGUCCCGGAGUCCCCCCUGGACCCCCUCCAUCUAUACAAGAAUAUGAGGAUCUGGAGAAACCAGAUUUAGAUUCAAGGAAACGGAAGAUUAGGUUUGGUGGAGAGGAAGACGACGAAGAAGAGGGAAUGGAAAACUCUGAA
This is a messenger RNA of Eurytemora carolleeae, 715 nucleotides long. RefSeq names its product WW domain-binding protein 11. Gene Ontology annotation, biological process: mRNA cis splicing, via spliceosome. The record is from RefSeq and is a predicted model, not a curated record. The transcript has 7 exons. Lineage: Eukaryota; Metazoa; Arthropoda; Copepoda; Calanoida; Temoridae. Gene Ontology annotation, cellular component: spliceosomal complex. The annotation marks the transcript as partial.